CUUCUUCUUCUUCUGGAGAAGGAACCUGCGAGCUGCUCCGAAGCACAAGCCAAGCAUCGCAGCCCUAGCCCCAACAUCGCCUCCUGCCAGCCAGCCAGCCCUUCCGCCUAAGCAACGGAGGGAGAAAAGACCCAUCCUCCUCCAGCCCUUUCCCUGCAGCAGGAGAGGCUCCCUGGGAUCCCUUGCCUCCCCCAUAGGCUUGCUUUCCCCUUCUUCCUUCGGAGGGUCGCACGUGUGGCUCCGGGUCCUUGCCUUGCGCGCUCUCUCUCUCUCUCUCUCUCGCUGCCUUCAGCCCAAGGCCUCCUCGCUGCCUGCCUUUCUCUUUGCCAAGACCUCGCCUGGGACUGUGCCAUGGUCCCAUCCUGCUGGCUCCUGGGGCUGCUCCUCCUAGCUUAUGCAUCUGGAAAGAAGCUAUGGGAUGUCCCUAUACCUCACACAGACCAGAGCGGACCAGGGAAACUGCAAUGGGAGCCACAGUGCCAGUACCAAUUGCGCCACCUUCAGGAUGGUGCUAGGAUUUCAGCUCUUCUGCCUCCCCAGUUGGAAGGUCAUUGGGUUUCAACAGGAUGCGAGGUACGUCCAGGACCUGAAUUCCUCACCCGGUCAUAUAUGUUCUUUGCCAACCGCCUCUUCAAAGCUUAUCAAUUCUACUACCGCGACCCUGUGUGCCAGGAACCCACCUACUCCCUGGUCAUUAAAGGCAAAAUCAGGCUCCGCCAAGCCUCCUGGAUCACUCGAGGUGCUACAGAAGCUGAUUACCACCUUCACAAAGUUGGCAUUGUCUUUCACAGCCAGAGGGCCAUGUGGGAAACGGUUGCCCGCAUCAACCAGAGUUCAGGGGAGCACUGCCGUGAGUUCUUGCCAGCUGGGCGGACUUGGGCUCCUGGUGUUGUGUAUGAGCUUCUGAGUGCUAAAGUAGAACGAGACUGUACCUCAGGGCUUGGCUUUGCCAUGCACGAACUUAGCCUUGUACGAGUGGAAAAGUACCAGCCAUCACUGUUCCUCCAGCAGAACCAGGGGAGCGGAGAGAUAGAAGAGCUGUAUCUUGGGGACAUCCAUACUGAGUGGUCAGAAAGGCUCCAUUAUCGACCCACUGGAUACCAGCAUCCCCUCCAGAAUGCCAUGCACCACAUCCACCCUUGUCCUGUCUGUGGGAUAAUAUACAGAGCUGAUGAACACCAUCCACCUAUUCUGCCAGAUAGACCUGAACUCCCAAUGUUGCUGACUGGCCGCUGGGUCAGCUCUCGGUGUGAAGUCCGCCCAGCAGUGCUUUUUCUCUCAAGAUAUUUCAUCUUCCAUGGUCACAACCGCACAUGGGAAGGCUACUACUACCACUACUCUGACCCUCUCUGCAAACAGCCAACAUUCACUGUGUAUGCCUCAGGCCACUAUACACAAGGAGCACCCUCCCUCAUUGUGAGGGGAGGCACUGAGCUGGUCUUCAAGGUGACCCGUGCUCGAGUCACACCAAUGGAUCAGGUAACUGUAGCAAUGCUCAACUCCUCUGACUUUGGGAGCUGUGGGGAGGCUGGCUCAUGGCAUAUUGGGGAGGAACUGGAUGUGACUCACACAAACGGAUGCGCAGCUCUGGGGAUCAGACUCCCCCACACAGAGUAUGAACUCUUCAGAAUUGAACAGGAUGCCAAAGAACGCAGCUUGCUCUAUAUCGGUGAGAGACCAACCGAUGGGUCGAGCCCCAGCACACCCAGCAAGCGGCCCACCUCUUAUCAGUCCCCUCUCCUCCAAUGUGGAGGGACAUCAGCAACCUUGGCAAGACUCAGCGAAUCAAACUUCUUGAGAAGAUUAGGCAAUGAUGUUAGUAGUGGGGCAGUGAAAACAUUACCCCAGGUGUCACUGCUUUCAUUCCUAGUGAUACAGCUGGUCACAUGGGACUAAAGGCCAAGACACUUUGCUCCAUGAGCUGCUCAGAAUCCAGACAGCCUUAGCAUUGUGACAUUGGAGUAUCCACACCAAAAAAAUUAGCACAUUUGGAAGCUAUUUUACUUCAUACUUUACAACUGUGUACACUAUGCUUUCUUGAUGAUUGACACAUGACAGAUGAACUUCUCACCUUCAUACAUGCCUGAGUAUGGACACCCACCUCCAAAUCUGUCAUUCAUGGGACAGAAACCUAUUGGAUGUCUUAAUGCAUGUGUACGGUCUUCUGUGGAAGUGGUUGGACAUCUUUGUCCAAUGUGGAAUGGCCCAUUUCAGAUCAAGGUUGCAGAAGUGAAGUUGCUCAUGUACACUUGGUGAGGUUCAAUUUUUCAUUGUUGGCCUUCAGCAUAAGGGUUGCAUAGCAUGAUUAAUACGUAAUUCUGCAUGUGGAGAUUCACUCUAUACAACCCUGAUGCAGGAUUCUGGCCACAAUCUUCAGUAUAGAAGUGGUCAGCUUUUUAAACAUGUGAUUUAUGUUGCAUUGAUCACAUACAAUUGCCUAGUUCUGGGCUAGGAGAGAACUUCAUGACACUUCUCUCCCUGUUCCCUUCUCCUCUAGCCAAAGCAUUCUGAUGUGCAGAGAAGCAAUUUUGCUUUCAUGGGGCAAAUUUCCUUUUCAAAGUCAUUCAAGGUUGAUCUUACUGACACAUUAGGCCUGUAUACAAUUCUAACCAAUAUAUAAUUAACAACUGCUUCAAAAAUAACAUGUUGGGAUUAGAGUGCUUGGGACUGAGUUUUCAUAGAAUAUGCCACCUAUGAGGAAAUGUGCACAUACAUUCAAACCCCUUUUCCUUUGAUAGGGUGAUGGUGGGAAACUGCAAGGAAACUGGUGACUAGAACUGAUAGUGUGCUCCAGUGAAGCUGGAGAAUAAUUUUGUUUUGUAGCAGGAAUAGAUAGUGUCGGGAUGCUCUCUUAGUGAAGGACUUCUUGUUAUUUUUCAAAUUCUAAGAAUCCCAGCUGUAAAAGUGGUAAGAUUCUAGUCCUGAGGACUAAGAUUGAUAAAGCAAUAGCAAAACAGUGCUGAAGAUAUUUUUUGAAAUGUUUUGUUAUUAGUUCAGACAGGCCUGCACAGUUUGUGCAGGUAAAAUGCCAGUGAUUAACAAUACAUGGCUGUCCACUGACAUUUAAAAUACCUGGAGCCCCUUUUCACUACACAAUUGUAGUGCUGUUAUUCCACUUAAACUGCCAUGGGUGCAUCGUGUAGAAUCAUGGCGUCUGCAACUAGAAAUCUCAGCCAGAGAAAUCUAGUGUUUCAUCAGUCUGCAUAUCCCAGGAUUCAACAGGCUGCAGCCAUGACAGUUUAGGUA
This is a messenger RNA of Sceloporus undulatus (fence lizard), 3246 nucleotides long. RefSeq names its product APC down-regulated 1 like (gene APCDD1L). Bases 352 to 1896 code for a protein of 514 amino acids. The transcript is spliced from 4 exons. Gene Ontology annotation, molecular function: Wnt-protein binding. The record is from RefSeq and is a predicted model, not a curated record. Gene Ontology annotation, cellular component: plasma membrane. Gene Ontology annotation, biological process: negative regulation of Wnt signaling pathway. NCBI's taxonomy places the organism in Eukaryota, Metazoa, Chordata, Lepidosauria, Squamata, Phrynosomatidae.